AUGCUUCGUGCCUACGGUUUGAAUAUGCAAGGCCUGGUGUUGCUUUUAGCUGAACGCGAAAGUGUUUAUCGAUUAUUGGCGCAAGCGAAACCAGAUAAUUUACACAAAAAUAUACAAAAAUAUACGAUUGAUCCACGAACACGUUAUGUUAGCCUUGAAAUGACAGUGCAACCGCAUGAAAUAAGUCAUCUGAUCGAUACGGAUAACCCAAGAAAUGUGGAAACAAAUCUGGCUUUACCACUGCGGGCCGCCGAUGCGGCAAGCCGUGUCAGUGAGUCGUACAUGAAAAAGUUAGUGAGUUAUCUUUGA
Gongylonema pulchrum is the source of this 309-nucleotide messenger RNA. The record is from the annotation of a GenBank genome assembly. Lineage: Eukaryota; Metazoa; Nematoda; Chromadorea; Rhabditida; Gongylonematidae.